GGAAGUGCAACUCGAACUUGGUCGGGGCUCGGAUCCCGAGAGCGAAAGUGGUGGCCAGCGCGCGCGGGAGUUCGCCCAGCGAGCUGGAAGGCCACGCCUCCUCCCGCCAACCCCUUCAGCCGUGCAGCUGGGGGCAGAGCUCAGACUGUCUUCUGAAGAUCGAUGUCUAUUUCCUUGAGCUCUUUAAUUUUCUUGCCAAUUUGGAUAAACAUGGCACAAAUCCAGCAGGGAGGUCCAGAUGAAAGAGAAAAAACUACAGCACUGAAAGAUUUGCUGUCUAGGAUUGAUUUGGAUGAACUCAUGAAAAAGGACGAACCACCUCUUGAUUUUCCUGACACGCUGGAAGGAUUUGAAUAUGCUUUUAAUGAAAAGGGGCAGUUAAGACACAUAAAAACUGGGGAACCAUUUGUUUUUAACUACCAUGAAGACUUACACAGGUGGAACCAGAAAAGAUACGAAGCUCUGGGUGAGAUCAUCACAAAAUAUGUUUAUGAACUCCUGGAAAAGGACUGCAAUUUGCAAAAGAUCUCUAUUCCAGUAGAUGCCACUGAGAGUGAACCAAAGAGUUUUAUCUUUAUGAGUGAGGAUGCUUUGACAAAUCCACAGAAACUGAUGGUUUUAAUUCAUGGUAGUGGUGUUGUCAGGGCAGGUCAGUGGGCCAGAAGGCUGAUUAUCAAUGAAGACCUGGACAGCGGCACGCAGAUACCUUUCAUUAAGAGAGCUGUGGAUGAAGGGUAUGGAGUCAUAGUCCUGAACCCAAAUGAAAACUAUAUUGAAGUGGAAAAGCCAAAAACCCACAAACAGUCAUCUUCUGAUGGCACAGAGGAGCCAGCAGAGAAGCGGGAAAGGAAAGAUAAAAUCUCUAAAGAAACAAAGAAGCGCCGUGAUUUCUAUGAGAAGUACCGUAACCCCCAAAAAGAAAAAGACAUGAUGCAGCUGUUUAUCAGGGAAAAUGGCUCUCCUGAAGAGCAUGCAGUCUAUGUCUGGGACCAUUUCAUAGCCCAGUCUGCUGCAGAGAGUGUGUUUUUUGUUGCUCACAGCUAUGGGGGACUUGCUUUUGUUGAACUGCCUUUGAGGAGCACUGAGACUUCCAGAUCACUUUCUGCACAGCUGUGUAAGAAGCUAACUGCACGUCCCGCAGACCAGCCGCUUCUCUCUUCACACAACAGGCGCGGGCCUGCUUGCCUUUCCCUUUUUCUGCAGCAGGACUAUCAUGAAUAUGAGUAUUUCAUCAUAUGUCCUUAAAUCAAUACGAUACAAAACUGUUCUGGGGUAAAUAAAAAGCUCUUAAUGUUUGUCUUCAAAAGCAUGUCUUAAUGAUAUUAGCCUAUGGAAGCUGACUUUUUAUUCUUGGGUACUGCAGAUUUAAUAUAGGCAGCUAAUAUGGUUAUUAGAACUCUCACAUCACUUGAAAAUCAACAAUAAUAUUUGAAUGAAAGAUGGAAACUUUAAAUGCCUGCGAAAAUAAAACUUUAUUUAAAAUGUAAAGUAAUGUAACAAGUGCCUAUUGCAAUGUUUUAGCUUGUUUAAAAGUUGCAAGAAAUUUCUUGCUUAGUGGCCACUGCAGUGGCCAGCAUUCAAGUGUUGCUCUGCAGACAGCCUCUGCUUGCUACCUGCUCAAGUUUCACUUUUCACCGUCACCUGCCUAAGCAGGUGGCUCUUGGUACUGAUAUAUGAUUUAAAAAUUCCGUUUUCUAAAGAGAUUUUUGUAAGAAAGUUCACAAUUUUUAAUUCAACAAAAAUCUGUAAUUAUAAAUAAUGUAAAAUUGUCUGCUUUUGUUUUAUUUCCUUCUGAACUUUAGUUAAAUGGUGUUAUAAAUGAGAAGGGAUUUUUGUUGUUGGUCUUUAAAUCCCGGAGAUUGCUAAUCGUUUUAGCAAAGGUAAACUUUUUUUUAAAAGUAGCAUUUGAUAUUUUAGAACAUUUCUCUAAAUUUAGGUCACUGAAGUGUCUGUUUCUGGUCAGCCGAGAUUAUGAUAAAGGUUUAAAUGGUCACCUACCUUUAAAGAUUUUUGUGGGCAUUCUCUUCAGGCCAUAUAAAAUAGUGCAUUUUCAUUGCCUUUGUCCUAAAAACAGCAAAUGAAAUGCACGUAGGACUAUUCGUAAAAGCAUAAUUAUGUUUCUUGCUUUUUAAACUGUAAAACUAUUAGUAUGUGCAUUAUUGUUCUGUUUUGAAAAGUAAUUCACAAGUGGAUUCUUAUACAAUGAAUGCUUUCAAUAGCAUUGAACCUUUUUUGCCUUGCAUUUUUUUCUUUUGCAAAUAAAAUUACGCGAUAGUUUUCCUCUUAGUUUUCCAUCAGUAAUUUCUUUGAGAGGUAGCAUCUGUCACUCCUGUGUUAUCUCUGUUUUUGUUAUGCUUUUAUUUGCAUGAGUGCUUUACUUUUUUCCAUUAUUUAUUGGUUAUUUUUUAAAGUUAUUGAUAAAUGAAGUAGUUCGGAGACUGAAAAGCUGGCUUUGGCUUUUUACUACAGUGCCACCCUUUCCAUACCUUACUGCCCUUUAAAUACAACUUUUAAGCUUUUUCAUGCAUUAAAUUCAUCAGAAAAAUAUAUCCCAACUUAAAUUCCAUAAAAUGCCAAUUAUAUAUUCUUGCAAUAAGAGAUAUAUUUUAUUUAUUUAAUAUUCAGUAUUAAGUAUUCAGAAUACUCAGUAAAAGUUACAGCAUUUUCAAUAUCACCCUCGACAUAGUAUAGGUAUUCUAACCACCAACGGGAAAACUCCACAUAUUUACUUGCAUCUUGGGGUGGGCUUGAAGCCCUUGCUGUUCAUCGUGGCCACUACAGUUAGUCAGUUAGGCCCUGCUGCUUGUAGUGUGUGCCCAGCCGUUCCUAUUGGGUGUCUUCACAGUGAGUGAUCUGCUGGUCCUUCAGACCUUGGAUCACAGUGAGUGAUCUGCUGGACAUUCAGAACGUUCCAGUUGCCUGGAACGUUUAAGUCAUAUUGGCUGGGUCAGUGUGAAUAAAAUGAUGUGUAUUGUAGGCAGGGGAUGGGUGUUUGCUUGCACGCAGAUGUAUAUAUCUUCAAACACAUUACUAUGCAAAUCCAUACUAAGUAAAUGGUUGGUGUAUCUUCAUAUUUAAAAUAGGUAUUGGGAAUAAUGAUGAAUUUAUAACACAUUACAUAUGUAAUUUUAAUAUAGCUAACAUUUGCAAGUUAGCUCCUCUUGUCUGUAGUUAUGGACACUAGGGGGCACUGCUUAUCCUCAAUUAUGUCUUUCUCCACGAAAUUAAAAAUAUUCCGCUGAUUACUUUGCUCUUACUUUAAUUAACAAUUGAAUUUAGAGAGUUGUGGGAUGUUUCAGUCUUUGUGACUUUCAUUUUAUUUCUAACACUGAUAUAUAGUGAUCACAAGGAAGAAGAACCAUGGAAUCUCACAAAUAAAUACAGUCUCAAGUGUCCCAUACAGUAACUUCUUUUUUUCCCCACUGGAAAUGUCAUUCUUGGCAAAAUCAGAAGGGCAAGUUUGUCCAGUGAUGAGGUUUAGAUCCCUUGCCAGCUGUGCUUCUAGCCAAGGAGUGUGAGAGAAAGCCUUCAAAAGUUAGUGUGAUUCAUUUCGAUAAAGGUCAAGGGAUGAUACACAAAGAAUUUGAAUGGUGAGCACAAAUAGCAUGAUUUGCACUUUGGCUUAUAUAAAUUUAUUUUAGUUAUCCUAUUUGUUACUUUAGCAUGUGCUUCGUAGUGACUCGUAACGUUCAGAAACUAUUUUAAGCAUUAUCUAAUCUACUAUUUCAACUAAUUCCUUACACGAGUACAGUGAGUGCUACCUUUCAUGACUCUGACAUGCUUACGCUGUGGCGCCCACAUGAAAGAAUGAAGCAGCACAGGUGACUGGAGAUUUUCCAUUCACAGUUACAGCUUAAAUAUUUUUAGAAACUAGUUUUAUUCUACUCACCUUUUAAAAUAUGUAUGUUCUUUCUAAUCUUUAAUAUUUGGGUUUUAGACCAAGGCACCGCCUGCAACCCCAAGGGACUUAAAAAGCAGAAGUCCCUCUACAUUCUUUUCCUCCCAAUAGUCCCUCCUCCAAAUAAAAUAUAGAAUAGAGUACCAUCCUGUUCUGCUGAUGAUUUGCUCUGUUAUAGGAUAUUAUGUGAUAUGUUGACAUGUCAUAUUUUUCUGACCAGAUUUUAUGUGUAUGAGAUUCCAAUCAUCCUUUAUUGGUGAAAGAUGUUGAGUUUUUUUUUAAUAUAGGUAGUUACAAUAAAGUUUUCUUGCAUAUGUUAAAGUUUUAUGACAUGCUUUUGGUAUUGUGACAAAAAAGAGAUUCUUAAUAUACUUAAAUUUUGUCAGAAUGCUUAGUGGAUAUUGGAAUAUGAACAUGUGGACAGUUAUGUAAAGUUCCUUAGUGUUGUAGCAUCCCAGAUUAGGUUUUCCUAAAUAAAUACUUGAAUAAGAAAUUAUUUUAAAGUAUCUAUAAAAAGAUGCAUAAGGACAUUGCCUUAGAUUCAGUUCUUCAUAUUUUAAUUUCAGAGUGGUUUCUUUUGAAUUUUUAAAAAAAUUUAAAAUAUUAUUUAUUAGUACUAUUGUGUAUAUUUAUAGUGUUCAGUGGGGGUGAGUGCCCCAGCAUGUCUGUGAAGGUCACAGGGACAACUUUACGGAGUUGGUGUCUCCUUCCACUGUCUGUGGACUCCAGGGAUUCAAAUUCAGUCUUCAUGCUCACCCAGCAACUACUUUACCUCCUCUUGGAGAAACCUCAUGAGUCAUGAGGAGACCUAAGGAGUGGUCUCUCCAGCAACUAAGGGAUUUCUUGAAGUGUGUAUCGAAUAGCACAU
This is a messenger RNA of Arvicola amphibius (Eurasian water vole), 4766 nucleotides long. It is a transcript of the gene Arb2a, whose product is annotated as family with sequence similarity 172 member A. Gene Ontology annotation, biological process: regulatory ncRNA-mediated heterochromatin formation. The transcript has 9 exons. The record is from RefSeq and is a predicted model, not a curated record. The coding region runs from base 163 to 1245 and encodes 360 amino acids. Lineage: Eukaryota; Metazoa; Chordata; Mammalia; Rodentia; Cricetidae. Gene Ontology annotation, molecular function: siRNA binding. Gene Ontology annotation, cellular component: nucleus.